AUGCGUGGAGGCCGUGGUGGCGGCGGUGGUCGCGGAGGCCGUGGCGGCAGCUUUGGCCGUGGUGGUCGCGGGGGCGGUGGUGGUCGCGGGGGCGGUGGCGGUCGUGGAGGUCGAGGCCGCGGUGGUGGGGGCCGUGGUGGGGCCUCGGCGGUGCGGGGCAACGUUUUUCAGCCUCAUGCUCGUAUGCGUGGGUGCUAUCUGCUUGCCGGCAAAGACACCCUUGCAACGAAGUCCCUUGUUCCUGGUGUUUCCAUCUACGGUGAGAAACGGGUCAGUGGGACCAUUGCCGGGGAAACCGAGUCCACUGAGUUCCGUGUGUGGAACCCGUACCGUUCAAAGUUGGCGGCGGCUAUUUAUUCGGGUGUUGCCCAGAUCUAUAUGGAGCCGGGAUCUUCUGUACUGUACCUUGGAGCCGCCAGCGGAACCACUGUUAGUCAUGUUUCAGACCUGGUAGGGCCAGAGGGUGUUGUAUAUGCGGUGGAGUUUUCGCACCGCAGUGGUCGUGACUUGGAGGAGAUGACCAAGCGCCGAAGCAACAUUGUGCCCAUCCUGGAAGAUGCACGCUACCCACAGAAGUAUCGGAUGCUGAUCCCACGGUUGGUGGAUUGCAUUUUCAUGGAUGUCGCCCAGCCUGACCAGGCACGUAUCCUAGCGUUGAAUGCGCAACACUUCUUGAAGGAGAAUGGCGGGUUUGUCAUUUCCAUCAAAGCCAACUGCAUUGACUCCACCGCGAAUCCUGCCACGGUAUUUGCCUCGGAGGUGCAGAAGCUGAAGGACUCUGGUUUGAGGCCCAAGGAGCAGGCUUCACUAGAGCCCUUUGAACGUGAUCAUGCCGUGGUUGCGGGGUACUACAAGUCGCCACCGAAGUGA
Molecule: messenger RNA, 870 nt
Organism: Trypanosoma rangeli
Lineage: Eukaryota; Euglenozoa; Kinetoplastea; Trypanosomatida; Trypanosomatidae
Product: fibrillarin
Exons: 1
Coding region: 1-870 (289 amino acids)
Biological process (GO): rRNA methylation; box C/D sno(s)RNA 3'-end processing
Cellular component (GO): box C/D methylation guide snoRNP complex; nucleolus; small-subunit processome
Molecular function (GO): rRNA methyltransferase activity; RNA binding; histone H2AQ104 methyltransferase activity
Source: RefSeq, a predicted model, not a curated record